Messenger RNA from Musa acuminata AAA Group (dessert banana), 1126 nucleotides. RefSeq names its product expansin-A10. Gene Ontology annotation, biological process: plant-type cell wall organization. The record is from RefSeq and is a predicted model, not a curated record. The transcript is spliced from 3 exons. Gene Ontology annotation, cellular component: extracellular region. NCBI's taxonomy places the organism in Eukaryota, Viridiplantae, Streptophyta, Magnoliopsida, Zingiberales, Musaceae. The coding region runs from base 189 to 1016 and encodes 275 amino acids.
GCCAAAAGCCGCAGCACGCAAACGAGGCUAAAAGACAAGUGCGAUCACCGCUACUCCCCACUCAUUCCCCUUGGCUUUUAGUUUCGCCACUCCCCGUCAGCCCCAUCCCCAUUGCAACUCAGCCCUGUGUCUCCACCGCACUCUCUCAACACCACCACCACCACCACCACCUCCUCCCCACUCCACAAAUGCCGCCGACACCAUCAUUACCACCUCCACCUAAGUCCGACCUCCGCCAAUUAUUUGCUCUCCUCUUCCUCCUCCACUCUCUGCGCUCACGCUUGGCCGCAGCUCACCAGGGUUCAUCCUCCUAUGCUGCUGCCGCUCUCACGGAAUGGCGCUCCGCCCAUGCCUCCUACUACGCCGCCUCCGACCCGCGCGACACCUUUGGGGGCGCGUGCGGGUACGGCGACCUAGGGAAGAGCGGGUACGGGAUGGCGACGGCGGGGCUGAGCGAUGCGCUGUUCGAGAAGGGCGCGGCGUGCGGCGGCUGUUACGAGGUGCGGUGCGUGGAGGAGCUGCGCUACUGCCUGCCGGGGACUUCCAUCGUGCUCACCGCUACCAAUUUCUGCGCUCCCAACUACGGCCUCCCGGCAGACGCAGGUGGGAUCUGCAACCAUCCCAACCACCACCUCCUCAUGCCUAUCCAAGCCUUUGAGAAGAUCGCCAUCUGGAAGGCCGGCGUCAUGCCCAUCCAGUACCGCAGGGUCAAGUGCAUAAGAGAAGAUGGUGUUCGGUUUACCAUAGAUGGCAAGGGCUUCUUCUACACAGUGCUGAUCAGUAAUGUGGCAGGUGCUGGUGAUGUUACGGCGGUGAAGAUAAAGGGGUCAGUGACUGGGUGGCUGCCCAUGGGCCGAACCUGGGGCCAGAAUUGGCACAUCAGUGCUGACCUCAAGGGUCAGGCAUUGUCCUUCGAGGUCACCUCCAGCGACGGUGUCACCCUGACCUCCUACAAUGUCGCCCCCAAGGACUGGGAUUUCGGCAAAACCUAUGUCGGCAAACAAUUCCCCUUCUGAUGUAUCACAAUCUUAUUAUUAUAAAUUAGCAUUUUUCUUGUUGUUGUACUUCUAUUGUGGAUAUACAUAUUCAAGAAACAAGAGAUUAAUACGGAGGAGAUUAGAUUUUA